UUGGAAAUUCAUUCAUGCAUGCAUGUCCACCACGUACGUACGUGCAUACCAACAACAUGGUGGUUUCUCCUCUCUUCUUAGCCAUACUCCUUCUCGUGUCAUCAGCUUUGUACCCAUUCUCAUGUGCAGCAGCUCCAGCUGAUAGCAGCACAGACACGAGCAGAGAGGCUCUGCUCUGCAUCAAGCACCGCCUCCACGGCACCACCCGAGCCAUGAUCACAUGGAACCACACCACCUCGCCUGAUUUCUGCACCUGGCAUGGCGUCUCAUGCGCCAGGAGGCCAAGGCAGACACCCCUCGUGGUGGCCUUGGACAUGGAGGCCGAAGGGCUCGCCGGUGAGAUCCCUCCCUGCAUCUCCAGCCUCACUUCUCUGGUAAGGAUCCACCUGCCCAACAACCGGCUCUCCGGUCAUAUCCCGCCCGAGCUCGGCCGGCUCUCCAGACUCCGGUACCUCAACCUCAGCUUCAACGCGCUCAACGGCACCAUCCCGUUCACCCUCGGCGCGCUUCGCAACCUUUCUUCGCUAGACCUGGGCGGCAACGGGCUUUCCGGUGAGAUUCCGGCACUGCUCGGGGGCUCGCCGGCUCUAGAGUACAUCAGUCUCUCCGACAAUCUUCUUGACGGAGAAAUCCCACAGUUGCUGGCGAAUAGUUCCUCGCUUCGCUACCUUUCUCUGGACAACAACAGCAUUGUAGGGGCGAUCCCCGCGUCCCUUUUCAACAGCUCAACCAUCACGGAGAUACACCUUUGGCACAACAAUCUUUCCGGUGCAAUUCCACCUUUCAUCAUGUUCCCUUCAAAACUCACCUACCUAGAUCUCUCCCAAAACAGUCUUUCCGGAGUCGUGCCACCGUCGGUAGCAAACCUCUCGUCUCUUGCCUCGCUCGACCUCUCGCACAACCAGUUGCAAGGAUCCGUUCCAGAUUUCGGUAAACUUGCCGGCCUACAAAGCCUUGGUCUCUCGUAUAACAGUCUGUCAGAAAAUGUGCCACCAUCCAUCUACAAUCUGUCUUCGUUGAAUUAUCUAACGCUAGCCAGCAACAAUCUUGGAGGAACGCUGCCUUCUGAUAUGGGUAACAAACUUCCUAACCUCCAAACACUGAGCAUGGCCAAUAAUCAUUUUGAGGGUGACAUCCCUGCCUCAUUACAAAAUGUCUCUGGCAUGAUGUAUAUCCAUAUGGGCAACAACUCUUUGACCGGUGUGGUUCCUUCUUUCGGCUCCAUGAAAAAUUUGGAGUACGUAAUGUUGUACUCAAAUUAUCUAGAGGCUGGAGACUGGGAAUUCUUCUCCUCUUUGGCGAAUUGUACCCAACUGCUGAAACUUAAUGUAGGUCAAAACAACUUGAAAGGGAAUUUCCCAGAAAAUUCCAUAGCAAAUCUCCCCAAAAGCUUGACCGCUUUAACCCUUCGGUCAAACAACAUCUCUGGCACCAUCCCCUUGGAGAUUGGAAACCUUUCAAGUCUUUCCAUGCUCUAUCUUGAUACUAAUCUUUUCAUGGGGCCUAUACCAUUCACCCUUGGUCAGCUACGAGAUUUGGUCAUGCUUAGCCUGUCAAAGAACAAAUUUUCAGGAGAGAUACCUCCUUCCAUUGGGGAUCUACAUCAACUGGAAGAACUUUAUUUGCAAGAAAAUCUAUUGAGUGGAAGCAUACCUGAAAGUCUAGCCAGCUGCCGCAACUUGGUUGCAUUAAACCUUUCAUAUAAUACUGUUGGUGGAAGCAUAAGCGGACACGUCUUUGGCAGCUUGAACCAACUGAGCUGGCUACUUGAUUUAUCACACAAUCAACUCGCGAUGUCCAUCCCACUAGAGAUGGGUAGCUUGAUAAACCUUGGUUCCUUGAACAUCUCCCACAACAAUCUUACUGGCAGAAUCCCGUCCACACUUGGCGAGUGUGUUCGGUUGGAAUCGCUUCGUUUAGAAGGGAACCUCCUGCAAGGAAGCAUUCCACAAUCACUAGCAAGCCUCAAAGGCAUCCAAGUGUUGGAUUUCUCCCACAACAAUCUAUCUGGUACAAUACCGGACUUCCUCGAGACCUUCACCUCGUUGCAGUAUUUGAAUGUGUCCUUCAAUGACUUGGAAGGACCAAUUCCCACUAGUGGAGUGUUUUCUAACACAAGUGGUAUUUUUGUCCAAGGAAAUCCACACCUUUGUGCAAAUGUUGCGGUACGAGAGCUUCCUAGAUGCAUUGCUUCGGCAUCUAUGAAAAAACACAAGUUUGUCAUUCCAGUGUUGAUAGCUCUAUCAGCUCUUGCUGCACUAGCUUUGAUCUUGGGGGUGUUCAUUUUCUGGUCUAAGAGGGGGUACAAAUCCAAUGAGAACACUGUCCAUUCAUACAUGGAGCUGAAAAGGAUAACAUACAGAGAUGUCAAUAAAGCAACCAAUAGUUUUUCUGUAGACAAUGUAGUUGGCUCUGGACAAUUCGGCAUAGUCUACAAAGGAUGGUUUGGCGCACAAGAUGGCGUGGUUGCAGUGAAAGUCUUCAAGCUCAAUCAACAUGGUUCAUUAAAGAGCUUCAGUGCUGAAUGCAAAGCAUUACAACACAUCCGCCACCGGAAUCUUGUGAAGGUGAUAACUGCAUGCUCAACUAAUGACUCGGCGGGAAAUGACUUCAAAGCUCUAGUCUUUGAGUAUAUGGCCAACGGCAACCUUGAAAACCGACUUCAUAACCAGUGUGGUGAUCUGAGUUUUGGGGCAGUAAUAUGCAUAUCAGUUGACAUUGCUUCUGCUGUUGAAUACCUCCAUAACCAGUGCAUCCCGCCGGUUGUUCACUGCGAUCUGAAGCCAAGCAAUAUAUUGUUUGAUGACGACGAUACCGCGCGCGUCUGCGACUUUGGUCUAGCAAGGCUAAUGCAUGGAUGUUUGUCUGGAGGGCAGAGCGGCACAACAAGCAAAGUUGGACCAAGGGGGUCUAUUGGGUACAUACCACCUGAGUAUGGCAUGGGCAAUGAAAUCUCAACCAAAGGCGAUGUCUAUAGUUAUGGUAUCGUCCUUUUGGAAAUGCUAACAUGGAAACGACCUACCCAUGAGGAUUUCACUGAUGGUUUCACGCUCCACAAGUACGUAGAUGCAUCAAUUUCACAAACCGAAGAUAUUCUUCACCCCAGCCUUAUAUCAAAAAUGAGAGAUCGGCAUGUCGGUCAUAUCCCAAACUUCCAAGAAUACAACGUAUUUACACUGAAGGAUAGUUGCGCUCACCGGCUCCUUAAACUCGGCUUGCUAUGCUCCGCGGAAUCGCCAAAAGAUCGCCCAACAAUGCAUGAUGUUUACCGUGAAGUAGCUGAAGUAAAAGAAGCAUUUUUCUCUGUGAAUAAAUGAAGCAAACACUUUACGAUACAAACAAACACGGUGGAUACACAUGAAACUGGUGGCUCUAAACACGGGAUUACAAUAUUAUGUUUUUUAUUUUCCGUAAGACAAUUUGUUCGGCUCGCUGUAAUAAUUUUUUUGCAUAUGUUGUCAAUGUCUCGACAAGAAUUUUGUACAUCGCACUGGUGUAUCUUGUCAGACUUUAAUAAAGAGCCCUUUGUCUUAUAAUGGUGGGUUUCUACAGAGGACAUUCGAUAUUUCUUCACUGGAAAAACCCUUCCAUUCCAAAAUAAGUGUCAUGAUGGUUGUAGUACAUCGACACAUAUCUUGAA
Molecule: messenger RNA, 3640 nt
Organism: Hordeum vulgare subsp. vulgare (domesticated barley)
Lineage: Eukaryota; Viridiplantae; Streptophyta; Magnoliopsida; Poales; Poaceae
Product: probable LRR receptor-like serine/threonine-protein kinase At3g47570
Exons: 2
Coding region: 15-3317 (1100 amino acids)
Biological process (GO): protein phosphorylation
Molecular function (GO): ATP binding; protein kinase activity; protein binding
Source: RefSeq, a predicted model, not a curated record